Triticum turgidum subsp. durum (durum wheat) is the source of this 414-nucleotide messenger RNA. The record is from the annotation of a GenBank genome assembly. NCBI's taxonomy places the organism in Eukaryota, Viridiplantae, Streptophyta, Magnoliopsida, Poales, Poaceae.
AUGCAGAUCUUUGUCAAGACCCUGGCGGGCAAGACGAUCACCGUCUACGUUGUGAAGGCGAAGAUUCAGGAUCAGCAGCGCCUUAUGUUUGGCAGGGAGGAGCUGGAGGAUGGAUUAACUCUGGCUGACUACGACAUUGAGGAUGAAUGUACCCUUCACUUUGAUCUGCGGCCACAGAGAAGGAAGAUGCUAAUCUUGAUUAAAACGUUGACAGGCAAGAUCUUUGCUCUUGAGGUCGAUAACUUGGAAACAGUUGACAGUGUCAAGGCUAAGAUCGAGGUUGAGGAGGGCAUUCCUGUGGACCAGCAGAAGCUCAUCUUUGCCGGGAAACAAAUGGAAGAUUUUCGCACCCUGGGGGAGCAUGGCAUCAAGCACCAGGACAUGAUUAACCUGGUGCUCCGCCUCCGUGCCUGA